This is a messenger RNA of Thamnophis sirtalis, 1300 nucleotides long. The record is from RefSeq and is a predicted model, not a curated record. Lineage: Eukaryota; Metazoa; Chordata; Lepidosauria; Squamata; Natricidae.
GACCUCUAUCCAAACAACAGAAUCAAAGACCUUCAGUAAACAAAAGCCGCCAACGUUUGCAGCAGAAAAAGGUGCCUCAGAAGAUAGAAGAAACACUGGAAUUGCCAGAUGGAGCAGCAUUGUCACCUCUGGAGAAGGCUGAGCAACAGGAGUCCAGAAAUCAACAGGUGGAAGUUGGACUUGAACAGUCUUGUAAUAGUGACCCAACUGCAGCAACAAGUCCACAGCCUGUGAAAAAGAAAAUGGAAUUGCAGGAGAAGUCUCGGUGGGAAAUCCUUCAACAAGAGCAGAAACUGAUGGAAGAAAAAAAUAAACGCAAGAAGGCUUUCCUUGCUAAAGCAAUUGCUGAAAGAUCUAAAAGAACUCAGGCUGAAACAGUUAAAUUAAAGCGGAUUCAAAAGCAGCUCCAAGCUUUAGAUGACAUGGUAUCUGCUGAUAUUGGGAUCCUGAGAAAUAGGAUUGACCAGGCAAGCUUGGAAUAUUCAAGUGCUCGGAAGCGUUAUGAUAAAGCAGAAUCGGAAUAUGUGACUGCAAAACUGGAUCUCCAAAAGAAAACAGACGUUAAAGAACAACUUGCAGAGCACUUGAGCACAAUCAUACAACAAAAUGAACUCCGAAAGGCAAAGAAAUUGGAGGAGUUGAUGAAAGAGCUGGAAGUAGAAGCUGAUGAAGAGAACUUGGAACUGGAGAUUGAAGUAGAGCAAAUGUUGCAACAGCAGGAGACAGAAGCUAGAAAGCAAGAGAUCGAGACACAAAAGCUUGCUCAGAUUGAUGUGCAGGACACAGUUUCUCAGACUUUGAGUGAAGGACAUGAAAAUGAAAACCUUAGAAACAUUAAUGGAGCAAUUUAGAAGUUCCCAUAUGGAUGACCAAAGUCACACAGCAAACUCUGUUUACGAAAUAAAUUAUGAUUCAUCCAGAAUAUGUCUGAUAACAUUAUUUUUGAUAUUUGAAUAAUAAGAAGGACUGGCAUAUAAUGACAAGCAGCCUCUGAAUUUGUGCAGAUUUUUAGUGUCUAUUAUUAUCAGAGUACAUCUCUGUGUGUGUGUGCGCGCGCAGGGAUGUGUAUACGGAUUGUAUUAUAUAUACAAAUGAUCUCUUCAAUGUCUACCUUACUUUUCACUGAGAAAUCGGCAUGUGAUCCCUUAUGAAGGGGAAAGAGUAAUUUAUCUACAUAAUAUUUAAAGUUCAAAACACCAUGCCAGUAGAGUAAGGAGUUGUAUAUUUCUUAUCGUGGCACGACAAAACCGCACUCCACUAAAGCGCGCCCGAUUAAACCGCGUCGCUGACGUCAUCAGCA